AUGAGUAAGCACUCCUCCGACGGGGAGGAUGCCAUCCACGACCAACCGUCCAAUGUCGCCACGACCGACCUCUCGGAGACACUCGCCGUGAAGCCUUUAGCAUUACCAGAAUGGACCGAGGACGACAAGGGACAUCCUCGGAAUUGGGCCGUCCGCCAGAAAUGGACUCUCACGCUCAUCACCGGAUCCAUAACUUUCAUGUCGCCGCUAUCGUCCUCCAUGGUCGCGCCCGCCUUGGAGACCAUCUCCGCCGAAUUCGGCAUCGUGAAUGACUCGGUGAAGACGCUGACGCUGUCGAUUUUCGUGCUGGGAUAUGCCAUCGGGCCGCUCGUUCUGGGGCCCAUCGCGGAAUUAUACGGACGUGCCCGAGUGCUACAGAUGUCGAAUCUGUUCUAUCUCGCGUUCAACCUCGCGUGUGGGUUCAGUCAGAACACCACGCAGUUGAUCGUCUUGAGGUUCUUUGCUGGACUGGGAGGAUCUGCGCCGCUGGCGGUGGGAGGGGCGAUUCUGAGUGACCUGUGGGCGCCGGAGGUUCGUGGAAAGGCUCUGGCGGGCUAUUCCUGCGCGAUUCUGCUCGGACCGGUGUUGGGUCCUUUGAUCAGUGGAUUUGUGGUCCAGCAUACCACUUGGCGUUGGAUUUUUCGGGCUACGAGUAUUGCUGAUGGAGUGGUCCAGCUCCUGGCCUUUAUUUUCUUGCGGGAGACGUGUCCUUCGGUCCUGCUUGCGCGACGGAGGAGACGCUUCCGCAAGGAGUGCAUCGCAGAAGGAACUCAAUGCGAAGAAGAGCCGCGAGGACUGACCCUCUCUCAGCGACUUGCAAGAACAUUAACUCGCGCCGUGCGCAUGAUCCUGUUCCAGCCCAUCGUCCAGGUUCUAGCCCUGUACAUGGCGUUUCAGUAUGGGGUGUAUUACUUAAUGCUGUCAACCUUUGCGGAGCUCUGGACAUCCCCUCAGCACUACAAUUACCCCGUGGACAUUUCCGGUCUGCACUACAUCUCCAUCGGAGUCGGCUACCUGGUCGGCAUCCUCAUAUUCGCCCAGACCAGCGAUCGGAUCUACCAACAUCUCAAGGAGACGAGAGGAGGCGGCAAGGGCUGUCCCGAGUAUCGUCUACCCCUCCUCUUGCCGGCCUCGAUAUUGCUUCCCAUCGGCCUGUUCAUCUACGGCUGGGCGGGGGAACAUACCGUGUUCUGGUUCGUCACGGAUCUCGGCGCAGCAAUUUUCGGUCUCGGCGGGAUCGUCCUGUAUCAGGGCAUUCAAGCGUACAUCAUCGAAUGUUACGACGAAUAUGCGGCGAGUAGUCUCGCGGCCACGGCGUUCGUCCGAUCUAUCGCGGCGUGCACGUUCCCGCUGUUCGCGAAUCAAAUGUACGAUGCUUUGGGAUGGGGAUGGGGAAACUCCCUGCUCGCUUUCCUGUUCUUGUUCAUUGGUGUACCGGCGAUGGUGGGAUUAUGGCAGUACGGACCUGGUCUUCGUGCGAAAAGACCGUUUUCUGGGUAG
Molecule: messenger RNA, 1500 nt
Organism: Dissoconium aciculare CBS 342.82
Lineage: Eukaryota; Fungi; Ascomycota; Dothideomycetes; Mycosphaerellales; Dissoconiaceae
Product: MFS general substrate transporter
Exons: 1
Coding region: 1-1500 (499 amino acids)
Biological process (GO): transmembrane transport
Molecular function (GO): transmembrane transporter activity
Source: RefSeq, a predicted model, not a curated record